AUGGCUCAUAAACGACGUUCUCUCUCGUCACGAAGUAUUCCAACUCCUGCUACAACUACUGCAAUUCUUCCAUCAUUUGAUGAUGAUUUCGAUGAAGAUCAAGCUGAAAGCGAAAACAUAUCAAGUGUAUUACCUGAAGCAAUGGACGACGGUUCGAACUCAAAUAUUACUACCGCAGUAGUUCCAGAAGACCGUAGUAUUAAUACAGCAAAUAAAAGUGACGAUACAAAUCUGCGGUCCAAUGUUUGGGCUUAUGCGAAAAAGAUUUCCAAGGAAAAAGCUUUAUGCGCGUGCAAAAUUUACAUAAAAACGCCAAAUGGCUCUACUUCAACACUGCGAAAACAUCUGAUACAAAAACAUAAUUUAAUUCAUUUACAGCCACCAUCGAAUCCACGUACUCGUACAAAUAGUUCAAUCUCGCGCGAUAAAAAGAAUCGCCUUGAUCAUUUGGCUUACAUGGCAAUUUUCGAAGAUGGAAGAACAUUUGGUGACUUACGAAAAAAUGGAAUGUCAAAAUUUUUGAACGAAGCCGUGUCAGAAAAUGCAAAUGAUGAAGCACAUGAUGACGACGAUGAUGAAGAAAAUCGAGAUUUAGUCACGGACUCAUGGGAUCAAGAAGUGAAUACCGGUGAUAACAGCGACAUGAGUACCGACGUUAAUGAUGAAGACAGGCAUGUUGCUAUAAUUAAAAUGAAAUUAGCUGCGGCAAUUCAAAAAGGUCGUUCUUUAAUUAAACUAGUCAAGCGCUCGCAAAUCAUCACAAUGUUUAUUGAUAACGAAAAGAAAUUGGCUAAGAUAAAGCGUCGCUUAUAUAUCGACUGUAUGACUCGUUGGAAUUCGACUCUUGUAGCAUUACAAUCUUUAGUGGAUCAUAAACCAGUUUUAAUUAGUUUAUUUGAAACAAAGGACAACUACCACUUACUUCCAAGCAAAAAGAAAAACUGGGUUUAUUGGAAUUAUCGAGCGAUGACUACACGAUCUUUAACAUAUUGA
Molecule: messenger RNA, 993 nt
Organism: Adineta ricciae
Lineage: Eukaryota; Metazoa; Rotifera; Eurotatoria; Adinetida; Adinetidae
Source: the annotation of a GenBank genome assembly